Molecule: messenger RNA, 300 nt
Organism: Westerdykella ornata
Lineage: Eukaryota; Fungi; Ascomycota; Dothideomycetes; Pleosporales; Sporormiaceae
Exons: 2
Coding region: 1-300 (99 amino acids)
Source: RefSeq, a predicted model, not a curated record
AUGACGUCCACAUCAGCCGCUUCUCCGCUGGUCCAACGCAUCAUCGAGGUCACCAAGAAACGAUUCAGCAAAUACGUGUCGCUCGACGAGGACGAGCUUGAGGAACUGGCGGAGAAACUCGCCUUCACCAUCCGCUAUAAGUACAGCAGUCCGCCUCCUCGAGAAGAGACCAUCGUCAACCGCGCCAUCGAGCCCCCUCCCUUCGUCUGUUCAUCCUGCCGGCAUACGCCCAUGGCAAGUACAACCAUGGUUCUAGUUCCCCCACACUCGAAGUCCUAUACGAAGGCAAGCCUGUCGUAG